AUGGAAAGCGUCUUUUGCGAGUGCAAAGAGUGCGGUGCCCUCAUCGGCCGUUUCACCAACCUCUGGACGCAGAUUGGCAAAGACCUUUUUAGUCCGGUCCUGGAGCCAGAGGGUGACCUGGCGAUCCAUUGCCAAGGACACGACAGGAAUUGCACUGCGGUAUUAGGGCUCAAGUGCAUUCAUACGCCGGUAAACCACUUGUUGGGCGGGGGUCAGAUCCUGCUCAGGCUCGCCUCGGUGGGAUUGCUAGAUAGUGAUGGCCACGGAAGCGAGUUUGCUAUCAAACGGAUCCUCAUCGAUGAGCCGACGAUGGGCAGCAACGCAAAAGUCGCUGAGCCAUCUCAGGGAGCACUGGCGGACCGGCUUGCGUCGGCGACCGCUACUCUUGGAGAACUCGGCCAACAGUUUGCCGCGUUGCGCACUCUGAUCCACGGGGAGCUGUGCGAAUUCGAAUCGAAGCUCCGUUCGCAGUACCAAGAGAUGCAAGGAUUAAAGUCUGACAUCAAUGGCAGUUUGCCUGCGACAGAAGAUGCCGAGGACAUGGCGAGCUUCCGCGCCGAGAUGGCGAAGAUGAGACGUCAAAUAGACGAGAUUUGCUCGAGAAGCAUGGGUCGCACGGAAGUGCUCCCGUCUGGGGAGCUCGAAGUGCUCACCAGCAAUAAGACUGGGGGCAAAGCCGACCAACCCACCAUUGACCAAGUCAUCCGGAUUCCCAAAGAUCUGCAGGCACGUCUUCUUGAUAUGGAAGAGCCCGAACGCUAUGGUACAUGGCUCCGCUGCGUCUUUGAGGAGGACCCUGAGGUUCAAAUCGACCAAUUGGCUCUCUGGAGAGCGUACAGCGCAUCGUUCCUCGGAGCCCUAACGCGUGCAGGUCGUCCCAUCAUCAGCGCCCCCGAGUUUAUCCAGAGAAUCAGUGCUGUCUGGCCAAACGCCCGCCCACAAGUGAUUCAGAGUGGGCCCAACAGAGAGGAGCAGAAGUACAUCCGUGGCCCUGGACAGCCCGUCAAGUGCGGAUUUUGGAGUCUCACAGCCGAGAAGAUGUGGGAGCACGUCCUCUCCAAACACGUGAAUGUAACUGGGACCAAGGAGGGCGUGCACCGAACUCGCGAAAUCGAAGCAUCGCAGAGGGGCCUGGACUCUUUAGAGAAACAGAUCGUGAAGCGAGAAAAAGGACCGGGGGCCUUCUAUGCCUGUUAA
Messenger RNA from Chaetomium strumarium, 1197 nucleotides. RefSeq lists its product as uncharacterized. The transcript has 5 exons. The coding region runs from base 1 to 1197 and encodes 398 amino acids. Gene Ontology annotation, cellular component: RSC-type complex. The record is from RefSeq and is a predicted model, not a curated record. Lineage: Eukaryota; Fungi; Ascomycota; Sordariomycetes; Sordariales; Chaetomiaceae.